Parnassius apollo (apollo) is the source of this 1305-nucleotide messenger RNA. NCBI's taxonomy places the organism in Eukaryota, Metazoa, Arthropoda, Insecta, Lepidoptera, Papilionidae. The record is from the annotation of a GenBank genome assembly.
AUGGCCAAGUUUUUAAAUUUAUUGAGUGAACAAUUUGGAAUGUCCUUAAGCAAUGAAAAUGCGCCUGAAAAAAGGAAGCGUCCUGAAUUCAGGAAGCAAACAGUACACACUGCAAAGGGAGGUGUACGCAGCUGUGCCGAGAGCGAGCGCUGUAUGCGCCGAAGUAAUACGAGCGAGCGUCUAGAACGCCGAAAUAAUACAGGGCACAACCGACAAGUGGUUAUGACAACCCAGGACAAGCCUGUAAGUCGGGUAACACAUAAGUGUGUUAUAUGCAACAAGGAGCACUCUAUAGUGAGUUGUUACAAGUUUAAGGACAUGAAUAUUCGCGAGAAAUGGGAAGCAGUCAAAAAGGCGAAAAGGGAUGUAGAAUGUCACAUCAUCGAAUGCUACACCGAUACCCCAAUGAAAAUACCUCGCCACAAGGGGACGAGGGGGGGUAAAGAGGCUCAGAUUACAACUGUUAGUACAGUGAAUGCACUGGCAUGUGCAUACUUAAAGAUUAUACCGGUCGAGUUGCAUGGGCCUAGAGGAAAGGUCAAGACAACAGCUCUUCUGGAUGAGGGAUCAACCAUGACACUCAUAGAGGAGUGGAUGGCUCAGAAGUUAGCGCCUCGCGGACGUAAAGAGGAAUUACUUAUUGAAGCCGUGGGAGGAGGUAAGAACCUACCUGUAGCAUCGCUCACCAAACUUGGAUGGGUUUUACAUGGUCGGAUAUCGGGUGUUAUUAAACCAAUCAAGAUUGUUAACCACAUUUCCACCAAGAAGGAGGAAGACAAACAAGUGGACACCAUAAAUAGCUUAGAAACAGGUGAAGAAAAAUCGCCAAAGGGCGUAAAUGCGCUGAGAAAGCGAGAACCGUUAAGUCUACCCGACUACGGACAAUUUAGCAGCUUUAAGAAAUUCCUUGGGGCAACUACACGCACCUUACAAGCGGUAGAAAAAUUCAAGAGUUUAAGAAAGUCGGUUAAAGGACCCGACGACGCAGCCGAAAAGUCGGUUAUGUGUUCCAACAAAGUUUUAGCAAAGUCGGUUAAAGGACCCGAUGGCGCGUUGGACAUAGCGCUCUUGAAAAAAGCGGAAUUAUUAAUUUGGAAAUUCGUUCAAGACGAGUGUUUUUACUCGGAAAUAAAAUGCUUGAAAGCAGGCAAAAGCGUUGAAAGAAGUUCACGCUUAAGUAAAUUAUCUAUGGAAAUAGGAGAAGAUAACUUACUCCGUUUAAAUAGACGUUUACCUUUCAAGUCUAAUUUGACCGAGGAAAGUAGAAAACCUGUCAUAUUAGACGGUAAACACGAAAUCGUUUAA